AUGGAAGUUUUCGCGUCAGUUUUAAAUUGCUGUUUUAAAUACAUUGUUUUACCCGUGUGGAUAUUUAUUGUACUCCUGCUGCUGCACAGAGAUCUGAGCAGUUGGGAUGGCCUGAUGGGACCACUUUCUCAUCCAGGAUUGGGCGAAAAUGGAUCUGCCUCAUAUUUAAGUGUUCCAUCUUGGGAAAUCGAUGAGUAUACGCAGGGUUGGCGGUAUUACUUAUAUAACUCUUGGCUGGCGGAGAGAAUUCCUCUAAGACGUUCUUUGCCAGACUUACGUGAUCAUCGAUGCCAGAAGCUUGAAUACGAUGAGGAUUCUGAUGAGAUGAAACCUGCCAGUAUUAUUAUGAUAUUUAGAAAUGAACAGCUCGUAGUACUCUUAAGGACAUUACAUAGUUUGGUGGAAAGGACUCCAAAAUACCUGUAUAUCGAGCUUAUUCUGGUGAACGAUCACAGUGAUACGGACUUUUGGAAUGAUAAAUUAUCGCUCAUCUUCUUCGACAACUAUGUGCACAGGUAUAUUCAUCCAAAAGCUAGGAUUCUUCACCUGCCUGAACAGGUGGGCUUAAUCAAGGCUCGCAAUUUGGCCGCCUCCGAAGCCAAGGCCGAAAACUUGGUGUUCGUGGAUGCACAAGUGGAGUUUACAAAUGGCUGGUUAUCCCCAUUACUUGAUACCAUUGCGGAGCAAAGCUAUACUCUGGCCACUCCCAUUCUUGAUAAUCUGGACGAACAGACUUUAGCCUACCAACGAUCUAUAGAAAGACGAGGAAUGUACGAUUGGAGCUUAACUCGUAGGGAAGUGCCUUUAUCUAGAGCGAGGAGGUCGCACCUUCCUUGGCCCUACGAAGUGGCUGCCGUAAGGACUUCCGUUUUUGCCAUUCCAGCUGUCUGGUUCCAGGACAUUUCGAACUUUGAUAACAAUCUCCGGGGGUUCGGUGCUGCUGAGCUGGAGCUGAGCUUCAAAGUAUGGUGUACUGGUGGUCGAAUAGUUCAAGUUCCCUGCUCCCGAGUUGGGCACUUGCAGCCCAAGGAUGAGGACUACCUAAAACGAUAUGGGGAUCUCCAUAAAAUGGGUGAACAAAAAUCAAGGAACCUGAAACGCAUUAUAGAAGUGUGGACAGGAGAUCUAAAAUCGGCCAUUUAUAAAUACCAGCCACAUCUCCUGAAUAUCUCCGAGGGGGAUCUCAAUGAACCGCGAAAAUUAUAUAAGCAAAAUGAAUGCCAGUCGUUUAAAGAGUUUAUAAAUGAUAUUACGCCGGGUCUCAACCACGUUGCGGCACUAAAUCGUACGGAUUAUGCCUCAGGACAUGUUAAAACCCUUGAAUUUCCCAAAAAGUGUUUGACUAUCAAUGCAAAAAGUCAGAAUUUAUUUCUAGAACGUUGCAGUACAAAUAAUACUCUUCAAAACUGGACACUAACCUAUGUCAAAGAUCUACGCGUGGCUGGUAAUAUUUGUGCAGAAGUGCGUCCCAAUUUGAGGUUGGGAUAUAGCUUUUGCCACAGCCUAGGAGGUCGGCAAAGUUGGCAUUAUGAUUCGGUAAGCAAUCAACUAAUGAGCAAUACAAAGUGUCUGGAAUUUACAGAUGAACUUAAUAUUUUUCUGGCUAUUUGCGACGCCGCGAACGGAAAACAAAGGUGGAUUCUUGAUAAUAUUAAUCUAAGUGUAAUGCAAUCAGCAAAUAUAUUGGUAUAG
Drosophila melanogaster (fruit fly) is the source of this 1692-nucleotide messenger RNA. RefSeq lists its product as uncharacterized. Bases 1 to 1692 code for a protein of 563 amino acids. The record is from RefSeq and is marked reviewed. The transcript has 2 exons. Gene Ontology annotation, cellular component: Golgi membrane. NCBI's taxonomy places the organism in Eukaryota, Metazoa, Arthropoda, Insecta, Diptera, Drosophilidae.